CAUAGUCAGCAUUGUCACUGGCGUCCCACUGGAUGUGAAUUCUCCCUGCCCACUGGGUGUGAGUUUUCCUUGCCCUUUUGUGGGUUCUUCCAAGGAUGUUGUAGUCGUAAUGAUUUGUGCAGUCCUUUGAGACAUUUGUGAUUUGGGGCUAUAUAAAUAAACAUUGAUUGAUUGAUUGAUAGUAAAGCUUCACAUCCGGGAAUUUUAAACAAGGAAUCACCGUGUGUUUGUGUGGCUAAAGGCUAAAAGCGUCCCACCUCCAUCUUUGUACUUUGACUUCUCCAUUAUUAAUUGGACAAAUUGCAAAAAAAUUCAGCAAAACAGAUGUACAAAAUACUGUGUAAUUGCGCGAUGAAAAGAGACGACUUAUGAAGAUGUGCUAACAUCAUGUUUAAUGAGAACGUGUGACUAGAUGACAACAUGCUAUCUCAUGCUUUGGUUGACUUAUGAAGAUGUGCAAACAUGUGUAAUGACAAUGUGUGACUAGAUGACAACAUGCUAUCUCAUGCAUUGUUCAACUUAUGAAGAUGUGUAAACAUCAUGUUUAAUGAGAACUUGUGACUAGAUGACAACAUGCUAUCUCAUUCGUUGGUUGACUUAUGAAGAUGUGCUAAUAUUGUGUUUGAUAAGAACUUGUGACUAGAUGACAACAUGCUAACAUGCGUUGGUUGACUUAUGAAGAUGUGCAAACAUUAUGUUUAAUGACAUGUGACUAGAUGACAACAUGCUAACAUGCGUUGGUUGACUCAUGAAGAUGUGCUAACAUGUUUAAUGAGAACGUGUGACUAGAUGACAACAUGCUAUCUCAUGCGUUGGGUGACUUAUGAAGAUGUGCUAACACCAUGAUUAAUGAGAACGUGUGACUAGAUGACAACAUGCUAUCUCAUGCGUUGGUUGACCUCUGAAGCUGUGCAAAUAUGUAUAUUGUGAACGUGUGACUAGAUGACAACAUGCUAACACAUGCACUGGUUGACUUAUGAAGAUGUGCAAACAUGUUUUUCUGAGAACGUCUGAAUAGAUGACAACAUGCAAUCUCAUGCGUUGGUUGACUUAUGAAAUUGUGCAAACAUGUUUAAUGACAACGUGAAUAGAUGACGACAUGCUAUCUUGGUUGACUUAUGAAGAUGUGCAAACAUCAUGUUUAAUGAGAAGGUGUGACUAGAUGACAACAUGCUAUCUCAUGCUCUGGUUGACUUAUGAAAAUGUCCAAACAUGUUUAAUGAGAACAUGUAACUAGAUGACGACAUGCUAUCUUGGUUGACUUAUGAAAAUGUGCAAACAUGUUUAAUGAGAACAUGUGACUAGAUGACGACAUGCUAUUUCAUGCUUUGGUUGACUUAUGAAAAUGUCCAAACAUGUUUAAUUAGAACAUGUAACUAGAUGACGACAUGCUAUCUUGGUUGACUUAUGAAAAUGUGCAAACAUGUUUAAUGAGAACAUGUGACUAGAUGACGACAUGCUAUUUCAUGCUCUGGUUGACUUAUGAAAAUGUCCAAACAUGUUUAAUUAGAACAUGUAACUAGAUGACGACAUGCUAUCUUGGUUGACUUAUGAAAAUGUGCAAACAUGUUUAAUGAGAACAUGUGACUAGAUGACGACAUGCUAUUUCAUGCUUUGGUUGACUUAUGAAAAUGUCCAAACAUGUUUAGUUAGAACAUGUGACUAGAUGACGACAUGCUAUUUCAUGCUUUGGUUGACUUAUGAAAAUGUCCAAACAUGUUUAAUUAGAACAUGUGACUAGAUGACGACAUGCUAUCUUGGUUGACUUAUGAAAAUGUGCAAACAUGUUUAAUGAGAACAUGUGACUAGAUGACGACAUGCUAUUUCAUGCUUUGGUUGACUUAUGAAAAUGUCCAAACAUGUUUAAUUAGAACAUGUGACUAGAUGACGACAUGCUAUCUUGGUUGACUUAUGAAGAUGUGCAAACAUGUUUAAUGAGAACAUGUGACUAGAUGACGACAUGCUAUCUUGGUUGACUUAUGAAGAUGUGCAAACAUGUUUAAUUAGAACAUGUGACUAGAUGACAACAUGCUAUCGUUGGUUGGUUGACUUAUGAAGAUGUGCAAACAUGUUUAAUUAGAACAUGUGACUAGAUGACAACAUGCUAUCUCACGCGUUGGUUGACUCUUGAAGAUGUGCAAACAUGUUUAAUUAGAACAUGUGACUAGAUGACAACAUGCUAUCUCACGCAUUGGGUGACUUAUGAAGAUGUGCAAACAUGUUUAAUGAGAAGGUGUGACUAGAUGACAACAUGCUAUCUCGUUGGUUGGUUGACUCCUGAAGAUGUGCAAACAUGUUUAAUGAGAAGGUGUGACUAGAUGACAACAUGCUAUCUCGUUGGUUGGUUGACUCCUGAAGAUGUGCAAACAUGUUUAAUGAGAAGGUGUGACUAGAUGACAACAUGCUAUCUCGUUGGUUGGUUGACUCCUGAAGAUGUGCAAACAUGUUUAAUGAGAAUGAGUGACUAGAUGACAACAUGCUAUCUCGUUGGUUGGUUGACUCCUGAAGAUGUGCAAACAUGUUUAAUGAGAAGGUGUGACUAGAUGACAACAUGCUAUCUCACGCAUUGGUUGACUCUUGAAGAUGUGCAAACAUGUUUAAUGAGAAGGUGUGACUAGAUGACAACAUGCUAUCUCGUUGGUUGGUUGACUCCUGAAGAUGUGCAAACAUGUUUAAUGAGAAGGUGUGACUAGAUGACAACAUGCUAUCUCACGCAUUGGUUGACUCUUGAAGAUGUGCAAACAUGUUUAAUGAGAAGGUGUGACUAGAUGACAACAUGCUAUCUCGUUGGUUGGUUGACUCCUGAAGAUGUGCAAACAUGUUUAAUGAGAAGGUGUGACUAGAUGACAACAUGCUAUCUCGUUGGUUGGUUGGCUCCUGAAGAUGUUUAAAGAGCAGAUGGGAGGCAGCUGCGGUUCAUGAAGUAGAACACGAGCCAGCUUGUCAGCCUCCUGUUUCUCGCAGCAAACCACCAAAAUAGGUCAGUGGCCUCAUUUCAGAUGUUUUGGUUGUAUUGUGAAACAUCUUGCAUGCCAUAAAAGCCGAGAAGUGUGCAUGUUUCUUAUCUGCUGCAGUGAGUCACGCUGCGUCUCUUGUCGCUUCCAUCGAGCGGCGGAGGCUGCCAAGAUGCCAGGAAUGAGAACGUGUUCCGCUCAAGUCUUUGCCAGCAAGAUGACCUUCUGGAAAGUCACCAUGGCUCUUCUCCUGGGCUGGCUGCUCACAGGGCCAGGCCUGCUCCCCGCCAGCUGCCAGACGUUUGACCACAGCCUGGGCGCCGUCAGCGUGGAGCCGUCGCGGCGCUUUGAGCUGGGCUCCGACCUGACCGUGUUCUGCCACGUCUCAGCGUGCAAGGAGAGGUACAAGAUCUUCUUGGAGUUGAACUCGCAACCUGUGGACCUGUGGAAGAGAGACGGGUGCAGCCCGGCCGUCUUCCGCCUGUCCAAGGUGAUGCUGCCUCGAUCCAGCCUGCUGUGCCUGAUCAAGACUGACGACACACUGCCCUGGCUUGUUGGUGGUCUGGACCUGAUUGGUGGACGCCCCCCUGACAAGCCCCUCAACCUCACCUGUGUCACCACGAGGCGGUGGCAGCGGGUGGAGUGCUCAUGGCGGCGAGGACGAGACACCCAUGUUUCCACUUCCUGCGAGGUGUCCUUCAGCAGGGAGAACUCCAGUCCACAACAUUUAGCGUGCGGCCCUGACCAGCAGCACCUCAUCCUACCUCCCACUCUGCGGGCUGGAAACACCUCGUAUCAGCUAGUCGUCACCGCGCACAACCAGUUUGGACGCGUGAUGUCCGACACCUUCGUCUUCACCCUAAACGACAUCGUGGUUCCACAGAGUCCUGUCAUCCAGCACAUCCACUUCCAGAAGAAUUCCUCCAGGCUGGCGGCCAUCUUGCAGUGGACUACACCUGAGGCUGUGCCACACCUGCGAGCGUCCGUCAGACGGCGGCGUGGCGACAACGCUUCCUGGGUGGUGAGCCAGGUGACCCGCCUCGCUGAGGAUAAGGUGCAAGUAGACGGCCUGGAGCCUCUGGUGGACUACCAGUUCCAGGUGAUGUUGUGUGACUCCGCCCCCUACCUGGGUGCAGGUCAAAGGUCACGCUGCAGCAAAUGGAGUCCAUCAAUGACCAUGAGAAGUCCUGGAAAAAGCCCGUCCAAGCCAGUGAGUGUGUGGAGGGUGUUAACCAAUGAGAAGUCAGGGUCAGAGAGGAAGGUGACACUUUUAUGGAAGGCUCCGCCUCCAGACGACUACAGCGGCCAGGUGGAAGGUUAUAGAAUCUGGCUGGGCCACGAUACCAAACAGGAAGUGAGGUGCAAUGCCUCGCUCACGCAAUGUGACCUUCAGGUGCAUCAAGACAUCUCAGCGCUCAGCCUGAGUGUCAACACCACCUUUGGCUCCUCCCCCCCUGCACACCUGCCCCUCACGCUGUCAGGUGAUUCAAGUCCUCCUCUCAGACUGAUGGGUCCAGCAUUGAACAGCAGCAAAGUUCUAGUUUCCUGGGCAGGACCAGAACCUGGGUCAGAACCUGGGCCAGAAGUCAAAGCAGGAGGAGCAGGUGUGCAGAUGUACGUGGUGGAGUGGACAAGUGUUCCUGAGGACAAGAUGCACUGGCAGGAAGUGACAGCAGAUCAAAAACACCUCAUAGUUACAGGUUUGAUGCCAGGCGUGAGAUACAACAUCUCUCUUUACGCCGUGAGCUGCAGAGGAGUCAGCACCCCCAGCUCCGUCCUGGUCUACUCCGAACAACUAAAACCAGUUGCUGGUCCUCUUGUGUCCGUUGUGGUCCACAAGAAAGGACGGAUCCACAUCCAGUGGGAGGAUCCCGCUGUAGAGCAGCAGCGAGGAUUCUUCACAAACUACAGCAUUUAUCUGCACACGCCACAAUCUCCACCAUCAGUGACCAUGAGUGCGCCGGGGUCCAGAGAGACAUGGCUGGACUGUCCUAAUGGACUUGUCUUUGUCCAGAUGUCCGCGUCCACGUCGGCUGGAGAAGGUCCGCGUGGGAACCUGGUCUCCUCUCAGCCUGUGGACCCUGCAGCUGGACUGAGCGUCCUGGUCUUCAUGGUUGUGGUUUUCAGUGCCGUCGGGGUCCAGGUCUUCUGUUGGCGCUGUGUGAGACCCAGGAUCAAAGAGGAAUGUCCAUCCUGGGCUCCUGAUUGGUUGAGUGGAAAGUUGCCCAAAGCCGAAAACAGCCGAGUCAUAAAACUACUGCAGCUGGACCAGAGUGAGCUGUCCUUCUCCAGUCUUGACAAGGACCCGCCGCUGUCCCCCAUCAGCUGUGUUUCCCAGGACGAGCUGCACCCCAGCGUCCAUGACGAGGCGCCCACAUUCACAGCCACAGCCGUGGCCACAAUGGCAGACGGUUACGCACCUCAGCUGACGGCAGCCUCAGCUUCAGCAGGAAGGACAGUGACGGCGGAGGCGGAGGCGGAGGCGGAGGCGAGCGCAGGCUGGGAGACGCCAGAAGAGGACCAAUGUCCCAGCGACUUGGCUUUGCUGGUCAACUUCCUGUCCUGUGCCGACUCGGGCCCCCCACAUGGCGCCCUCUGGUGGCAACCUGAGCACGCAAGCCAUGGUCGCUCGCAGGGACCCUGAACGCAUCACAGACCUUGGCCCCGCCCCAUUGGACGCACACCAAGCCUGGUGUCACUUCUCACCGUGCAGAUGCCACACAGGGGAAGAACCUCAACACCCCCUCAGUUCUCACAGCCCCCUCAUGGCUCAUCUCCAGCCCUCUUCUUCUGACGCCAUGAGUUGAGGUUGGAAAUGACGUUUGUACGAGAAGGCAUGAGGUCAGACCAUGACGGAUGAUGGGGAUUGUCCCAUGCAUGAGAUGAAAUGAUAAAACAUGAUGUUUAUGGCAGAAUAUCACUUUUAUAUUGACUAUCUCCUACAUGAGAUAAAAUGAUAAAACAUGCUGUUUAUGGGAGAAUAUCACAAUGAUAUUGACUAUCUCAUACAUGAGAUGAUAUGAUAAAACAUGCUGUUUAUGGGAGAAUAUCACAAUGAUAUUAACUAUCUCAUACAUGAGAUGAGAUGAUAAAACAUGCUGUUUAUGGGACAAUAUCACUUUGAUAUUGACUAUCUCAUACAUGAGAUGAUGAAACAUGAUGAUUAUGGGACAAUAUCACAUUGAUAUUGACUAUCUCAUACAUGAGAUGAUAAAACAUGAUGUUUAUGGGACAAUAUCACAAUGAUAUUGACUAUCUCAUACAUGAGAUGAGAUGAUAAAACAUGAUGUUUAUGGCAGAAUAUCACAAUCAUAUUGACUGUCUCCUACA
Nerophis ophidion (straightnose pipefish) is the source of this 6284-nucleotide messenger RNA. Its product is annotated as interleukin-12 receptor subunit beta-2-like. Bases 3055 to 5598 code for a protein of 847 amino acids. Gene Ontology annotation, molecular function: protein binding. The transcript is spliced from 17 exons. The record is from RefSeq and is a predicted model, not a curated record. NCBI's taxonomy places the organism in Eukaryota, Metazoa, Chordata, Actinopteri, Syngnathiformes, Syngnathidae.